Mobula hypostoma (lesser devil ray) is the source of this 3262-nucleotide messenger RNA. RefSeq names its product hook microtubule-tethering protein 1 (gene hook1). The record is from RefSeq and is a predicted model, not a curated record. Gene Ontology annotation, molecular function: microtubule binding; dynein light intermediate chain binding. Gene Ontology annotation, cellular component: cytoplasm; centrosome. Bases 110 to 2233 code for a protein of 707 amino acids. The transcript has 22 exons. Gene Ontology annotation, biological process: cytoskeleton-dependent intracellular transport; cytoplasmic microtubule organization. Lineage: Eukaryota; Metazoa; Chordata; Chondrichthyes; Myliobatiformes; Myliobatidae.
UAUGUCAUAAUUUCCUUGCUGGCUCGGAGACGGAAGAGUGUAGACGAGAGUUAACAUAAGUUUUGUUGCUUUUAAUGAUCUGAUAUCUUCGGUCAAGUAGUUUAAACCAAUGGAAGUAAAUAAAUCCGACCUGUGCGAUAGUUUGAUAAUCUGGCUACAGACGUUUAAUGUUUCUUCAGCAUGUGGAAGUAUUCAGGAUUUAAUCAGUGGAACUACCAUGGCACAGGUUCUUAACCAAAUAGACCCAUCUUUUUUCAAUGAAUCAUGGUUGAGUCGCAUUAAAAGUGAUGUGGGUGAGAAUUCCAGAUUGAAGCUGAAUAAUCUAAAGAAGGUUCUUCAGAUGGUUCUCAAUUAUUAUCAUGAGGUACUCGCCCAACAGAUCGCAGAAUCUCUUCACCCAGAUUUGAGUCUGAUUGUAGAUCAUGUUGAUGUAGUGGAACUCGGCAGAUUGCUCCAACUGAUUUUGGGGUGUGCAGUAAACUGUGAGAGGAAGGAGGAGCACAUCCAGAUCAUAAUGACGCUGGAAGAGUCUGUGCAACAUAAUGUGAUGACCGCCAUUCAAGAACUCAUGAGUAAAGAACUGCCAGGAAUAUAUGGUGAAGCAUCUGGAGACUUGGAACAACGGCUGCAACAUGCCAUGGAAGACCUGAAUGAUGCUUUGGUGGAGAAGAAAGAGUUGGCACACCGGUGCCAGGAAUUGGAUGUUCAGGUUUCUGCUCUACAAGAAGAAAGAAACAGUUUGUUGGCUGAUAAUGGCCUUCUAACAGAGAAAAUACACCAGAUGGAUGCAUUUGAUGACCCACACCUUGCAAGCAAGUACUUUAAUGUUCAGCUACAGCUUGAACAAAUGCAAGAAGAGAACUAUAGGCUUGAAGCAGCAAAAGAUGACUAUCGUAUUCAUUGUGAAGAGCUUGAGAGACAACUGAUUGAAGUACAGCACAGAAAUGAUGAAUUAAACAGUUUGGCAGAGGAAAAUCUCGCACUUAAAGAUGAAAUUGAUGUUCUGAGGAAUUAUUCAGAUAAGGUCAUCAAGCUAGAGACCACAGUGGAGACAUACAAAAAGAAACUGGAUGAUCUGAAUGACUUGAAGCGACAGAUGAAGUUAUUGGAAGAUAAGAACAUGAUGUACAUGCAGAAUGUAGUCAGCCUGGAGGAGGAACUGCGUAAAGUUAAUGCAGCUCGUGCUCAGUUAGAGACAUACAAGAGACAAGUUCAGGAACUCCACAACUCAUUGUCUGGGGAAAUGAGAAGAGCAGACAAAUUGGCUUUUGAGCUAAAACAGAUUGAGGAAAAGCAUGAAGCAUUGCUGAAGGAAAAAGAACGGUUGAUUAUUGAACGUGAUACUCUUAAAGAAACCAAUGAGGAACUCAAAUGCACACAACUACAACAAGACCACUUACUGCAAUCAGGUAAAUUCACGUUGGCUUCGCAUGACCAUCUUGCAGCUGAAAUUCUUCCUGUGGAAUACCGAGAGAAGUUCAUUCGACUGCAACAUGAGAACAAGAUGUUACAACUGCAACAGGAGGGAUCAGAGAAUGAGCGGAUUUCGAUACUUCAGAAAUUGUUAGACGAAGCAAAUCGGACAAAGAACGAACUGGAGACAGAAAAUAGACUUAAAAAUCAGCGUGUGCAGGAACUGCAACAUCAAGUGGAAGAUCUCCAGCGAUACUUGCAGGAGCAAGGCACUAAGCCCGAAGAUUGUAGUGAACUAAAGAAAUUGGAUGCACAUCUAGAGAAGUUUCAUGAAGCUCAAGAUGAGCUACAGAAAAAGAAUGAGCUUAUUGAAGAAUUACAGCAUGAAAUACAGCAGAGAUCUCAAAGUAUUGAGGAAUUGCAACGUGGGUUAACUAAAAAAGAUGAAGAUAUGCGGGCAAUGGAGGAAAGGUACAAAAUGUACCUCGAGAAAGCUCGUAAUGUGAUUAAAGCUCUGGACCCAAAACAGAACCCCGUGACUACAGAAAUCCAGGCACUCAAAACUCAAAUCAUUGAGAGGGACAGAAAAAUACAGAUGCUGCAGCAUGAUUGUGAGCAAGCAAAACUUCGUGAGCAUGAGGAGAACCUGUUAGUAACAGCUUGGUACAAUAAGAGUUUGGCUUUUCAGAAGAUGGCAAUUGAAGCUCGACUUGAAGGCCUCAGUUCAAAUAAAAAUCGGUCCUUCUUAGCACAACAACGACAGGUUACCAGUUCACAGAAAGCACUUACAGUUGCCGUGGCUGCAGCACCUCCCAAAUAGAACGACUUGGAAUCUAUCGAAUAUGUACGGAAUGUGUCUACAUUAAAAUAGCUCAAGAGUAGAAAGCAAAAUUAUGAUAUACAUCAGUGUUUAAUAAUUCUGCUCCUUCUAAGAAUAGGUUUCCUUUCUAAUGGAAAUGAUUACCUUUAACUUGUAAAGAAUUGCUUUUCUUUUUGAAUAUAGUAGCACAAAACGGUAAAGGCUAAAGAUGGGGGAGAAAAAGCAUUUUCUUAAGAUUUCUUUGCAUUAAGAUUUAAAUUUGUAUGUAAAAUUGGUAUAUAUCAUAUUUUAAAAUAGGUGACAAUGUAAUCAUAAGUUCAAAAUUCAUUUGUUCUGUAUAACAAAUUUUCACAUGUAAAUAAAAGAUUUCAUUUUUUAUUGAGAUAAUUGCCCUUAUUGAGAUCAUAUGAAGCUUAAUUAUAAAUUCUAAAUCUUGUUUCUAUAGUAACAUUUAAAAUGCCUGAGGUUUUAUUAGUUUCAUAUUUUCAUUUUUACUACAGAAAAUAAUAAUUUAAACUUGACUGAUUAUUAUUAUUGAGUCUUUACUGAAGUUGAUUAUUACAUUAAUCUGAGUAGACUGCGAUUAAGGGAUUGCUCAAUAUUUGUGUUUGUAUUAUAUCAAUAUAACUGAAUAGUUUUUGUAAUUUUUGAUAUAUAAUGGGUGUUAAAAUUGAUGAACAGAUUGCAUAGAUCUCAAACAAAUAAGGAAUAUGUUAUUUAAACUUACUUAUCUGUGAAAUUCGUUCAUAUUGGAUGCUUACAAGAAGCAACAAAAAAUUUGGAUUGAAAAAUUGGAUUCAUUUUUUUUCUGAAUUGGACUUGGAGUACUUAAUUAUUUAUUCUUUUAUCUCUGGUAUUUUAAGAGAUUUUAAGAGAAAACAAUGGACAAUGUGGAUACUUUCUAUAUUUGCAUUUUAAAUUACUCUUGUUUCAAACUUAAUUGUGUCUGUAGUCAAAAUAAUGUGGUUGUUUUGUUAUUCAAUUGCCAUUAGAAGGUCAUUUUGAAAUAUUUAAUUUAUACUGGGGCAA